ACGGGCAGAUGCGGUUGAUGGAGUCUUUAGAAGUAGUUGAGAGGGUGAACGUCUCUCGGAGGCAGCAGGACAGUGAUGUACCGCCCAUGCGCGUGAAGUCCUGAAGGAGCGCAGCACAAUCAUCAGAAAGAUACUUUUUUGAAGCCUUUACGCGCGACCUGCUCAGAUAAUGCUGCCGCGCAAAAGCAUCAUUCCCGAAGAGUUCGCGUUCUCCCCGGCGCUCCUGUCGGCGAUCCCCCGCAAGCCCGUGUUCAGGGACCGCGUGAACAAAGCGCGCUUCAUCGCCAAGAACGGCGCGUGCAACCUGUCGCACAAGAACAUCCGCGAGCAGGGCCGAUUCCUGCAGGACGUGGUCACUACUUUGGUGGAUCUCAAAUGGCGUUUCACCCUGGUGAUUUUCUCCAUGACGUUCCUGUGCAGCUGGCUGCUGUUCGCUAUGUUCUGGUGGCUGGUGGCCUUUGCGCACGGAGAUCUGGACGCUAACCUGAAACCUGAAGUAAAGCAGUGUGUCACUAAUGUCAGCUCCUUCACCUCUGCCUUCCUCUUCUCCAUCGAGGUGCAGGUGACAAUAGGAUUCGGGGGUCGCAUGAUAACGGAGCAGUGCUCCACAGCCAUCACGUUGCUCAUAUUCCAGAACAUCAUCGGCCUGAUAAUUAACGCCAUCAUGCUGGGCUGCAUCUUCAUGAAGACGGCCCAGUCGCACCGGCGCGCCGAGACGCUCAUCUUCAGCCGCAACGCCGUCAUCGCCGUGCGCAACAACCGCCUGUGCUUCAUGAUCCGGGUGGGGGAUCUGCGCAAGAGCAUGAUCAUCAACGCGGUGGUGCGCCUCCAAGUGGUCCGGAAAACCACUACGCCGGAGGGCGAAGUCAUACCCAUCCACCAGAUCGACGUCCAGACAGAAAGCGCAGUCGCGGGCAACAACAUCUUCCUGCUGGCCCCCCUGAUCAUAUGCCACGUCAUCGAUAAGGACAGCCCCCUGUACGACCUCUCGGCGAUGGAGCUGCAGUGUAGCGACCUGGAGCUCAUCGUGAUCCUGGAAGGCGUGGUGGAGACCACGGGCAUCUCCACUCAGGCUCGCACCUCGUACGUGACCGAGGAGAUCCAGUGGGGCCACCGCUUCGUGCCGAUAGUGACCGAGGAGGAGGGCGUGUACUCGGUGGACUACUCCAAGUUCGGGAACACGGUCAAGGUGGACCCGCGCUGCAGCGCUCGCGAGCUGGACGAGAAGCCCUCCAUCCUGAUCCAGACGCUCCAGAAGAGCGAGCUGUCGCACCAGAACUCCUUGCGGAAGAGGAACUCCAUGCGCCGGAACAACUCUAUGCGCAAGAACAACUCCAUGCGACGCAACAAUUCUGCCCUCGCCGUGCCCAAAGUGCAGUUCCUCACCCCCGAGGGGGGACCCAAUCUAGCAGUCACAUGACAAACGGCCCGCUUAGCGAUUUUCACCUGUCUUUGUCUUUCUCUCGGUCCUUGUCAUGCUCUUUUCUACGGUUUCCUGUGUUCUUUGAUCCUUCCUUUCCUCGGCAACUCCGGCCCUCCCGAUUGACUUUUUCCUGCAGAGUUCAGCCUUAAAGGGCCCCUGUGGGUUAUGAAAGGUUCACAUUACGGUUUUGGGAGAUUGACAUGCAUGCGACUGUCAUUUUCUUAUAAUACGCAUUUAUAAACGACUCCCAAAUGAUCUGUUCGACGAUUAAUUUUUUCCCAAAUCCCUCCGGUGAUUGGUCGAUUUCAUUUAAAGCAGUGUUUGUGAGCUUUUAACUCUCCAGAAGAGGCAUCUGGUGGCGAAGAAUUCAUCUGCGUUUUCAUUCAGACCAACGCAAAAAGAUCAACGAGUGGGCAGGCAAUAUGCUAAUGUUUCUUUCUGACGUCAACAUAAAACGACUUGGGGCUCAUUUUUAAAAAAAGACUCGUUUUAAUGAUUCAGAGUCGACAGUAACUUUAUAUACGGUGCACUUUCAGACAUACUACUUUGCACAAUGUUUUCAUUCACUGUUACACACUUCAUGAAAAUAUCUUUUUUUUUUAAAUCCAUAAAAGAGGCGCUUUAAUGAAAUACCCCACUUGCUGCAGCGCCAGUGAACUGGACAAGACGUCCUCCAUCCUGAUUCAGAGAGCUGCUGCUUCACAACUAUUUUCACCAAGACAAACUCCAUGUGACAGAAUAACUCUGUGUGCAACCCAUAUAGUUUGGACAUUUCCAUCAGGCGCUUCAACCCUAAUAAACUGCGCCAGAACAAGCUAAUCAAGAUCUUUAGGAUUACUUGGCCCUGUGGUCUUCCUCUAAGUGUUUACACUAUAUGGAAAAAAAGAGAUGCACGAUAAAAGAGAGGGUUUUCACAGCGAUAAGAAAAGAAACAUUACUGGUUACCAAAAAACCCUUCAGUGCACAGUUGUUAAAACAGGUGAACAUCUGUGAAUGGUGAUCAUUUUAAAAUACUCUUUUCUCUAUAUAUAUAAAAAGAAAAAUACUUCCAUUUUUGCACAGCCUAUCACUGUAUAGCUCUGAAAUCAAAUGCAUUGUACUGCGGACAAUGACUGUACGUUUCACAAUUAAAUAAAGUCGAUGAGCUUGUCAUUCAUCA
This is a messenger RNA of Puntigrus tetrazona (Sumatra barb), 2582 nucleotides long. RefSeq names its product potassium inwardly rectifying channel subfamily J member 8 (gene kcnj8). Gene Ontology annotation, biological process: regulation of monoatomic ion transmembrane transport; potassium ion import across plasma membrane. The record is from RefSeq and is a predicted model, not a curated record. Gene Ontology annotation, molecular function: ATP-activated inward rectifier potassium channel activity. Lineage: Eukaryota; Metazoa; Chordata; Actinopteri; Cypriniformes; Cyprinidae. Gene Ontology annotation, cellular component: plasma membrane.